Messenger RNA from Haemonchus placei, 207 nucleotides. Lineage: Eukaryota; Metazoa; Nematoda; Chromadorea; Rhabditida; Trichostrongylidae. The record is from the annotation of a GenBank genome assembly.
AUGGAAUGCUUUUUCCAGUCAAACAAUCGUUAUGCGGAUGUCGUUCUACUUGGAAUUGUCACUAAUGUUGUGGCAAAUGACUGUGAAUACAUUGGCUAUGUCUGGACGCGAGACAGUCUUGAAACAGGUAUUCUUCACCUCGGCUGCGAUCCCUAUGAGCGGUUAAAAUUCGGUCCUGGCCAUUGGAUCGAAAUUAACAUGCCGUGA